CGAUCCGAGCGAUCCUGGCCAGUUUCGAACUUGCAGUUGCUGCGCGCGCACGGGUUUUUUUUCGGUCUGCUGCCUGGUAAGAAAAAGAGGACCUAUCGGUUUCGAUUGCCAUUGGGUGUCAAUCAUCAACUCUGUUUUUUAUUGAUUUGAGGGGAACUUUUUGGAAUUUGGAUUUCCCAAUUCGGCGGUUCGGGUUUGCAUAAUAAGACAAAUUAAUUUCCAAUUUUCGGUGCUGUGCUGUUGCGGGUGAUUUCGGUUUUGUGGCAAUUUUUGAUUUAAUUGCAGUGAGUUAUUGCUAGUGUUUUGCGCCCUCGGUGGAUACGAUUAACGCUGCUCGAGUGACGGUUUUGAUCGUUUGAUUUUGGAGCAAGUACACACUUUCCCUCCGGGGGUUGUGAACCACUUUUUUGUUCUCAGUCGAAACAUUGCGAAGGUGUGCUCAAAAUGGGUGCUGGAAGUGCGUUUAAGUGUUUUGAUAUCCUGCAAAAUGAUGUUUGAUGCUUGCUUGCAUCACCAAUCCGGACAGAACAGGAUCCUUUUUUCGGUGGAAAAGGUCGGUCGAGCAGGAAAAUCGAAAGUGAUUGUAGCGAGAAAGGUAGUUAAGAAGAAUACACCUUUCGGGUUUUGUGUUUUUGGUGCGUUUUGAAAAGGAACCGACGAAAGUGUACACAGUUGGUUUUGUGGCCCUUCGUGGAAUUAUCCUAACUCAGUGCAACAGGUAUCAAAAUACCAGGGCAAAGUGAAUGCAGGUUGAAGCGUGAACCGAAGCAAACGAGUGUAAUUUUCGAAAUUAAUGAAUUAUCAAGACCAGCGAGUGCAACCGUCGAAUAGCUUUUAGAUCGGAAGGCUGCCGGAUUAAUUGCAUCGUCGACGUAGGUACCGACCCGUCAGAGGGUCAGAGGGGAACGGAGUAAACCGAUUAGGGAAUCGAUUUACGUUGGUGCUUUACGACAUUUUAACUAUUCUUUCACCGGUCUGGUUGGUGGACUCAUUUGGUGAGAUUCCGGCGACGAAGGCGAACUACGAAACUCAGUCAAGAUGACUUGUGGGAUCUCAUGUGUGGACAAGGCUCUGAAUUGGUCUUUCUACAAGCUGGGUAUGUUCAUCGGACGACACCCGGGAUACUUCAUUAUCGUGCCGGUGCUGCUAACGUUGCUGUGUAUGACUGGGUACCAACAGAUCCGGUACGAAAUCGACCCCGAGUACCUGUUCUCGCCGAUCCGGGGCGAGGGCAAAGCAGAGCGUGCCAUCGUCGAGCACUUUUUCAAGGUCAACUACACACAUCGUUUCAACGUGGGCCGUAUCACCCGGCCGGGACGCUUCGGCCGAGUGAUCAUUACCUCAAAGGACGAAACUAAGAACCUGCUGCGGCGAGAAGUUUGGGAAGAGCUCCGGUUGCUGGAUGGAAUCAUCCAGAAUGCAACCGCACAUUACGACGGGGAAACCUUCACCUAUCGGGAGGUAUGUGCUCGAUGGGAGAACGAGUGCUUCCUCAACGACAUCCUCAACCUAGACCAGAUUAUUGAUGAGGUGGAGGCGGGCGAGCUGAAUCUCACCUUUCCCAUUAUGUUCAACCCGGUCACGUGGGAUGCGCACGUUUUUCCGGUCUUCUUCGGCGGGACGCAAGUGUCGGAGGACAAUCUCAUAAUUUCGGUACCGUCGCUGCACUUGGUGUACUUCGUGACGGCCGACUCCAAAAAGCAGGACGCACGCGGUGCCAUGUGGGAGGAAGCCUUCCUCGAUGCGGUCGGUUACGCGGAAGAUAAUGGCGUGUUCAAGCAUAUUAUGGUUGCCCGGUUCGCGUCGCGUACGCUCGAUCACGAGCUCGAACGGAACACCCGGACGGUCGUGCCGUACUUCGGGUCGACCUUCCUCCUGAUGGCGCUAUUUAGUGUGAUAACUUGCAUGAUGGGUGAUGUGGUGCGCUCGAAACCGUGGCUUGGACUGCUGGGUAACCUGUCGGCGGUGAUGGCAACGUUGGCCGCCUUCGGACUGGCCAUGUACCUUGGCAUCGAGUUCAUCGGCAUCAAUCUGGCGGCACCGUUCCUAAUGAUCGGUAUCGGAAUAGACGACACGUUCGUGAUGCUUGCCGCCUGGCGGCGAACCUCGUUCAAGCUGUCGGUGCCGGAGCGCAUGGGUCACAUGAUGUCCGAGGCGGCCGUCUCGAUCACCAUCACCUCCCUGACCGACAUGAUCUCGUUCUGGAUUGGCAUCGUGAGCCCCUUCCCAUCGGUGAGGAUCUUCUGCAGCUACAGUGGCUUCGCGGUGUGCUUCACCUUCCUGUGGCACGUGACGUUCUUCGCCGGUUGUAUGGCCGUGUCCGGAUACUGCGAGCAGCGGAAUUUGCACGGAACGUUCGGCUACAAGGUGCUGCCGGAGUCGGUCGCUAUCAAAGAGAAACGAUCAUGGCUGUACCGUAAGCUCAAUACCGGCGGAGUCAACCCGAACGAUCCGGACAACCCGAUUGAUAACCGGGAACAUACCCUGAUGAAGUUCUUCCGUGAUACGGUUGCCGACAUUCUCAACCGAGGCUGGGUAAAGGCGAUAGUCAUUCUGAUCUUUGCAGCUUAUCUUGGUGGAGCCUGUUUCGGAUUGACCAAAAUCACCGAGGGACUGGAACGGCGAAAGCUCUCCAAGGAGGACUCAUAUUCGGUGAAAUUUUUCGACCUGGAAGAUGAGUACUACCGCGAGUUCCCGUACCGAAUCCAGGUGAUCGUGACUGGAGAUUUGAAUUACUCGGAUCCUACCACGCAGAUGCAGAUUGAGGAUUUGAUGCAAUCGCUGGAGAACACGUCCUACGUCACGUCACAACUGUACAGCGAAUCAUGGCUGCGAUCGUUUAUCUCGUACGUGGACAGGAAUAAUGACUAUUUGAAUCUGACGCUGGACAGCGAGCAGGCGUUCCUCGAUGCGCUUAAAGAGAUAUGGUUAUUCCCUGCCAACCCCUUCUCGCUGGACGUGAAGUUCAAUGACAAUGGCACCCGCAUCCUAGCGUCACGUUUUAUGAUACAAGCUGUUAACAUCACCGACACCAAUCACGAAAAAGUGAUGGUGCGAGAUCUUCGUCAGAUUUGCAAGGACUCACCAUUGAAUGCCACCGUUUUCCAUCCCUACUUCGUGUUCUUCGAUCAGUUCGAGCUAGUCCGACCGACAUCGAUUCAAUCGAUGGUGAUCGGAGGGUUGAUCAUGAUGCUGAUCUCGUUUAUCUUCAUUCCGAAUUUCCUUUGUUCGCUGUGGGUGGCCUUCUCGAUUGUGAGCAUUGAACUCGGAGUGGCUGGGUAUAUGAGCUUGUGGGAUGUCAACUUGGACUCGAUUUCAAUGAUCAACCUGAUUAUGUGCAUCGGUUUCUCGGUUGACUUUACAGCGCACAUAUGCUACACCUACAUGUCCUGCAAUGCAAAAACACCGAACGAAAGAGUCCGACAGGCACUAUACAGCCUUGGAAUGCCGAUCGUUCAGGGUAGCGUCAGCACCAUUUUGGGAGUAAUUGCACUGCUGCUGGCGGACAGUUAUAUAUUUUUGGUGUUCUUCAAAAUGGUAUUUUUGGUGAUCUUCUUCGGGGCGAUGCAUGGCUUGUUCCUGCUACCGGUGUUAUUGUCACUUUUUGGACCAGGAUCCUGUACUGCUGAUUCCGAAGACGAGCUUAAGAUGUCUGCGGUAGAGAAGGCAUAUCCACACCCGUAUUGUAUAUCGCAUCCUCAGCUAGCACUGACUGGGGCAUUCGGGAGUAAAACCUUUCUUGGAGCUCCCUACAAGGCGUACGGUGAUGAGAAAGACCUUGGACUAGGAACUUCCGGUGAGGAUUCCAGUGAAAGUUCUAGCAGCAAGUCUCAACGAAGACAGGCAAUCGAGGACGAAAACACGAGAAGACGAUACGAGGAAGGCUGGAGAAGAUCAUCACACAACCUAACCGGACAGAGUCAGUUUCAGCCCGUUUUGGAUCUGUACGGACAAGAAUCGGUAUGGUCGAAACCGAUCAGCAAGCCAUCGAUAAAAAUGGGCAAUAGUCGCUUUGUAUAUGAUAACGCCGUCAACAUAGCUCAGGGUCAGACUUCAACGAAGAAACAAUACGACUACGAAGAUGAUGCACGUCGGCUGGAGGACACACGAACUCGCAAGCACCGCUACGAAGACAACCGAACAUUCGAGGACGAUGAGGCCGCCGACGAUGACUAUCAGCACACGAACCGAUACUACAUGUACGACACCAGUCACGUGAAGCGCAUUUCCAAUGACAGCAACAACAGCGGCAGUGACAGUAACCACAGCAAUCCGCAUCGCCGAAAGUACUCAGACGAAGAUGACAACAACAAACGACGGCGCUUCAGCGACGAACGUCGUCCUAGAAAGUAUACCCCGCCGGAGGGUAUCUACAAACAGAACCCGCAUCGUUCAUCCUCGCAGCACAAUCUGUACUACCCGCGGCAGCCACCGCAGCGGACAGUGUCCCAGAACAGUUUGCAUCAACUGCGGCAUAUGGGUGAUAUGAGAUUUCCUUGAGAGCUAGCCAGGCCAGCUGACUUCUCAGAAAGUUGUACAUGUAAGCAAACGGUAGUAGCGGGUGGAUUCAACUAGCAGCAUAGCACUUUAAGUAGGCAAUUAGAACCUUUUCAGCCACAUCCGUUCGAGCUAUCCUCGAGUAUCGGGCGGAGUGCUUUCUUUAUUUUCCAAUUUACUAACUUUGUGCUAAUUGGACAUCCGACUCCAGAUCCUGGCUUCUGUUUCAGAAUUACCGUUUCGUUCUACUUAGAGAUUGUAAGCUUAACAAUAAUAUUAUCGAUGCAGUUGAAACCUGGAAAAUCCAACCAGCGACAAUCAUUUAGUGCUAAUCCAUGACGUCGGAAGUAGUGCGCUUUAUAACGCAUCAUUGUACGAAUAAAGCGCACUACUUCCGACGUGAUUCCAUUGUUUAGAACCAGAGAAAAUACGAUUGGCGCUGGUUGUAUUCUGCAGUUUUCAACUGCAACCAAAAUAGGAACAGCGAAUAAAAUGUCAUGACACUCAUUUGGCACAGUAGGCGCGAUAAUGUUUUACUUUUGAAAAUUCAUGCAAAAAUAUUUAAAAAAAAUCGAAUAAAUCUAUUGCGAAUGUAAAUUCGAUUAAUUCUAACUCAUUUCCAUGACUGUAAUGACAUUUGAUAACUCUACUGAUAUACUGAUAGCUAUUAUCUAUAUCGUCAUUCUGACGUUCAUUAGUUGUAUGAAUUGAACCAAAAUUUAAUCUUUGACUGAUGCGAUGUUUCUUGGAAGGAAAUAUGUGUGUACUUCAGCUUCGAACAACCAGUUAUAGAGCUAUGAGGUACAUCCUUCAUAUUUUACUAGUGCGCUCUAAAGUCUUAACACUGGGGUUCAAUUUAUUUAGACACGCUUAACUUUUAAACCAGGUUUACCGGUGCGUUAAACCAGCUUUGAAAGAUAAGCCGAGGUAAACAAAUCGGCCCUUAGUGUUCAGAACAUCGUAAACAGUGUUUCAAGAUGGCUGCAAAAAUGAGUACCGCCGAUUCUGCUUCUUAUUCUUGUUUUAUCGUCACAAUCAAAACAUUACAUCAUCACGCAAGAUAAAAUGACUUGUAACUGUAAAGUCUUAUCUCAGAUUGUCUAGAAAUCGAAUCACUGUAAUUAGCCAUAUUAGUUCUAUUUUUUCCGCGAGAUUUUGAUUCAUUUUUCAAAAAUCUAUAACUUUAAAUUUUUUACAACAAACAAAAAACAUGGGAAAACGGGUAGUCAACUGCUUACAGAAAGUUACGCUUGUGUAUGUGGCAUCGGUAUUAUUACUUUCGAGACGCCAACGGAUGCUGUAACAUAACACGAACACAACAGAAACUUUGCUAUUCUAUUCUAGUAUAGCGUCAUCUUAUGCCUGCACAACCACAGAGAAUAAAUAGACUUUCAUAUUCGUAUAAGUUAGCAAAAAAGUUUUGAAUUGUGUCGGCCAUUUUGGAUUGCUUGUCCCCAACUAACAUCUGCUUGUCAACGCUUGAAGGUAUAUUUUCCCCAAACCAUAUGUAUUUCCUUUCAACAUUGCAAUUCACCUUCCUUCGAAAUCUCUAAUGCACAACAGCCCGAGAAACGCUUCCACUGCUUAUCCUUUCCUUUAUACAGAGUCUCUGGGCAAAGUCUGCUUGUAUUAUAUUAGUGAAGUUAGCUGAAUAAUCUGAUCGCGAUUCGAAUGUAUGUGAGUAAACGGGUGCGAUUCGUGUGCAGUACAUAAUUUUAAUAAAGUGAAUUGUGACAACCAUUAUUGUUUGCGCCCUCAUCUCUAACUUAAUUGAAUAAAUUUAAGGGAAACGUAGACGAAAAUGUGUUAUUUAAUUUAGCCCCGAGCGGUAGGGAAAGGUCAAUCGAUAAGGGACCCACUGUUGUAUAAAAAAUGGAUACGGAGGUGAAUGUCUGAUAUUUCCAUUACACGUUAGCAAUUAGAAAAUAUAAUUAGAAGCGAACCAUUCGGAUAGAAGUUAAAAUAAAAAUAUAAUCAAACAGUUUCGAAGACCAACUUCCUGCGUCAUUUGUAAUGAAACGUAAUUUACUGGAUCAGGUUUAGACCGUAUCAUUAGACUUAUAACACAAAACAACGGAUUUGCUACAUCAAUCUAUCAUACCUAAUGAUACCAACAAUAUGUGAAAUAUUUCGUAUUCCCAAUUGGAGCUAAAAACCAGAUAUAUGAAACCUAAUAACUCAUGCAAGAGUAGAUCGAAACACUAAAUUAUCGAAACGACAAUAAACUUUGUAUGAAAAAUA
Topomyia yanbarensis is the source of this 6738-nucleotide messenger RNA. RefSeq names its product patched domain-containing protein 3 (gene Ptr). Bases 1039 to 4500 code for a protein of 1153 amino acids. The record is from RefSeq and is a predicted model, not a curated record. The transcript has 9 exons. Gene Ontology annotation, cellular component: plasma membrane; cytoplasmic vesicle membrane. Lineage: Eukaryota; Metazoa; Arthropoda; Insecta; Diptera; Culicidae.